This is a messenger RNA of Grosmannia clavigera kw1407, 2190 nucleotides long. RefSeq lists its product as uncharacterized. The transcript is spliced from 7 exons. The record is from RefSeq and is a predicted model, not a curated record. The coding region runs from base 1 to 2190 and encodes 729 amino acids. Lineage: Eukaryota; Fungi; Ascomycota; Sordariomycetes; Ophiostomatales; Ophiostomataceae.
AUGGCUGUUCAAGCGACUUUGCGAUCUUCUACUGGGAGCAUCACCUUCUCUCAAUCAGAUCUGCCUAUGUCCCCUGGAUCGCCCGCUGGAAACAAGCUAUUGGCCAUGUCUACCUCAUCUCGUUCCAGCGCCGAUUCGCAUGCGCAGCAAUACCAACAAAAUUUCCGCAACUUGUCGGCGCAAUUCAUGAGCCCAACGAGUGAUAUCGGACCGUCUCCCGUAACAUCAAAUGGCACAGAAACAACAGAAAUCGAAGACGAUGAGGCCGAAGACAGCAUUGGUGACCAGCGAAACUCUCAGCUCAUUAUGCUCAGAACAAAUCUUCCGAGCCACAUACGCCAGGCUUCAAGCGAGGAGGCGGUCUCUGUCAUCCAUGCGCCGGAGAGCUUUCAUUCUUGGAUGGAGACCAACUCAGGAACAACAGUCCAGCAAGGGGGCGACAGGGUCUCGGGGAUCAUCAGCCCCCCAGUCAGCGAAGCAGAAGACAAGACCCACCAGUCUCAGGCCCCGCCACCUAUCUCAACAGACGUGAAGCCUGUCAAGUACAACAUCGACUCGGCCACACCACAGGCCCAGACCCUCGAUGACAUCUUCAACGAUCCUUCGAGGCGUCGCUCAUCGAGCGCUGGUGGGCUGGAAAACAUCCCGGAGAGUCAUGAGUCUGACCUCUACAAUGAUCACGGUUACGACGACUAUAUCACGAGCCCCCAUAUGGACGGUGGCGGAGAGAUUGUUGCUCUGCGAGCAGCUCUCGAAGAGUGCUGGACUCUGUGCAAUACACUUGCAAACCUCAGCUCCAUUCACCGGGAAAGGGUAUUUAACAGCUCUGGAACCCCAGAUGCACAUGAGAAGGCCUGGAAAUGCUGCUGGAAACUGUGUCAGCGGCUCUACCACAGCCGAGAUGAGGCUUCCGAAAGCUUCAGUGUUGGGACCAACCUCGACCUGUGCCGCGAUUUCUGCCAGGCGCUAUUUGAUGUCCGCCAGCGGAAGGACCCGGGUGCUGACUCUGUCUUUCGAGUCUGCUACGAGCUCAAUAACCAUCUAUAUAGCGGCCAGGAUUGGCAAAAUCUGCCCGAGCCGUUUAAAGAACGAACGCUGGAUUUCUAUAUCACGCUCUGCCACCGUCUGAUGAAGCAGCGCAGCGAGCUGGCCGAGGAGACCGACUCGCUGCUGCGAGCGUGCUGGUCUUUGGCAGAGAUGCUCUUCAGCCUGCGGCAGAACUCACGCGAUGGCAAAGCCCCAGACGAGGAGCUCCUCGGAUCGGCUGUGCAGGCCUGCUGGGAGCUAUGCGACAUCUUCCGGGAAGGAUGGACACAGAUACGACCAGACCGUGGCACGCCACGUCCAAGCCAAAUCAACUUCCAACAGUCGCUGCAGCAGCAGCCGCAGAUGAUGGACACUGCUAGCAUUAUGUCGUCCAACAGCCGGGUGUCCAACCACUCGAAACGCGACAGCUUCCCUGGCUUACAGGAUCGGCCCAGCUCUGUGGCCUCGACACGGAAACUACGAAGCUCGCAGAUGCAGGCACAACCACUGCCAACACCACAGAUCCCCGAGACGCCAGUGACCGAAUUUGAGGACACGCCUGUCUCACCCGAAAGCUCAAGUCCGCAGAUGCCUAACAUCAUGGUGCUGGGAACAAGCAACAGCAGCAGCACGGACCUGUCAUCGCGAGGAAGCCAUGGAGCGAGUAGCAACGGUAGGCAGCAGUGGCCCAGCAGCGCAUCCAAUCUGUCGGGCUAUUCACAAGGCAGCAACAAGACGAGCAGCACCGCUACGACGGCGACUUCGGCUGAGGACAUCAAUGUCACGCGCAUCAAGAUGCUGAUCCUCAAAGCAGCCAUGAACAUCGGCUUCAGCCGGGACGCAACCGCGACUGAUGGAAAGGCCGCCAGCAAGUCACUACAGGCAUUCGUGAAGAGCCUGCCGCCUGGAUCAUUUGGCAGCCUCCCCGCACACGCCUCUCUGCUGCAAAGCUACAAGAGCCUGGUUCUGGCAGACGCAUUCCGGGCGUCCAACAGCCUUCCCAGCCGGGGUCGACGUGUGGCUGCUUCGGAUGCCGCCAAGAGCGUUGGUUGGAUGAUGCUCCGGUCGAAUCAAUACGGCUUCCUGCGAGAUCUGUUCAAGCUGGUCUUCAGCUUCCCGCUCGAGGAGGCCGAGGGCCGCAAGACGUCCAGCAUCGUUGUCUGA